Messenger RNA from Jaculus jaculus (lesser Egyptian jerboa), 1281 nucleotides. RefSeq names its product zinc finger DHHC-type palmitoyltransferase 19 (gene Zdhhc19). The record is from RefSeq and is a predicted model, not a curated record. The transcript is spliced from 8 exons. Gene Ontology annotation, biological process: peptidyl-L-cysteine S-palmitoylation; protein targeting to membrane. Gene Ontology annotation, cellular component: endoplasmic reticulum; Golgi apparatus. Bases 1 to 1281 code for a protein of 426 amino acids. Lineage: Eukaryota; Metazoa; Chordata; Mammalia; Rodentia; Dipodidae. Gene Ontology annotation, molecular function: protein-cysteine S-palmitoyltransferase activity.
AUGGACUCUGUGAGCCAUCAGGGUAGAGAGGACCUGCUAGCUCUGAAUCCCCCUUCUUUGCCAUUUUUAAAGAAUGCCAUGCCACUCCAAAAAGAACUACAGCCAUUACCUCUGGUCUCACUUUCCUGGCUCCUACCAAGUCUGUUUGCCGCCUUCAAUGUAGUGCUGCUGGUCAUUUUCAGUGGCCUCUUCUUUGCAUUCCCUUGCAGGUGGCUGGCUCAGAACGGGCAGUGGGCCUUUCCCAUGGUCACAGGUCUCCUCUUCAUUCUUACCUUCUUCAGUCUCAUUUUACUCAACUUCUCAGACCCUGGUAUCUUACAUCAAGGCUCCAGUGAGCAGAGCCCCAUGAGGGUGCAUGUUGUAUGGCUGAACCACAGGGCCUUCCGCCUACAGUGGUGCUCAAAGUGCUGCUUCCACCGCCCACCCCGGACCUACCACUGUCCCUGGUGCAACAUCUGUGUGGAGGACUUUGAUCACCAUUGCAAGUGGGUCAAUAACUGCAUCGGUCACCGCAACUUCCGCUUUUUCAUGCUGCUCAUCCUGUCCCUCUGCCUGUACUCUGGCUCUUUGUUGGUUACCUGCCUGAUGUUCCUGGUUCGCACAAGCCAUUUGCCCUUCUCCAUAGACAAGGCCAUGGCCAUCCUUGUGGCAGUGCCUGCUGCGGGCUUCCUGAUGCCACUCUUCCUGCUGCUUCUGAUCCAGGCCAUGUCGGUGAGCACAGCAGAGCGUCCCUACGAAGGCAAGUGCAGAUAUCUUCAGGGAUACAACCCCUUUGACCAGGGCUGUGCUAACAACUGGUAUUUAACAAUUUGUGCACCACUGGGACCCAAGUACAUGUCUGAAGCUAUCUUGCUGCAGAGAAUGGUGGGGCCUGACUGGGUGCCUGAGCCCAACUUGCACUUCCCAACAUGUUCCUCUGCACAUUGUCCCUCAGGCCUCCCUGGGCCUCAGCUCCAAUCUCUGGGUCUCUACACACCAGGGAAGGGACCCCCUGGGAGUGGUGAAGCUUCAGCUCUCCAGGAGGUAAGAAAAGGCACCACUGGGAGAGGAGCAUCUGAAGAGGCGCUCCCAGAGCUGGAGAAUGAUGUGGAUGAGCUCCUGGACAUGGGGAGCUGCCAGGGUCAAGGAGCUGCUGGCUGGUACAAACUCACUGAGGCCUUCAUCUCUGGCCUGCUGGACAUGAUCCGGGUCAUACAGAAACUGGGCACCCCCCAGAAGAAGGGUCCUGACCCAAGUGACCCGUGUCUCCCACAGGACAAUCGUUGCCCCCUGACCUCUUAG